Messenger RNA from Argiope bruennichi, 1263 nucleotides. RefSeq lists its product as uncharacterized. The coding region runs from base 201 to 1145 and encodes 314 amino acids. The transcript has 6 exons. NCBI's taxonomy places the organism in Eukaryota, Metazoa, Arthropoda, Arachnida, Araneae, Araneidae. The record is from RefSeq and is a predicted model, not a curated record.
UUUCUCUUCACUAUGAAUCCAGAUGGUAGAAUGGGGAUGAAAUUUUAUUGGUGUUACGUAGCAUCUUCCUGAGACCAACGAUUGUCCCUGUAUAAAGGGUAUUUCGUUAAAUAUCCAUAUAUAUCGAAGUUCUUUACUCAUAUAUUAAGUUGUAAAUUUGAAGUUCAGGAAGUCCAAAAAAUUUUUUUUAAGUAUUCAUCAUGGCUGAUAAAGACGCGACACCAAAUUCAUUUUCUUUGGAAUCAGGCUCUGAAGCCAUUGUGGAAGCAGCUAAAACACCUACAGUUGAUCAGCCAGGGAUGUUAAAUCGAACAGAUCCCAAUGUUUCUGUACCAACUGUAGCACAGGCAACUUUAUCUGCAACUGAAAUUAAUGAAGAUGCUAAGAUGUAUUCGAAUGCCGUUGAACCUUCCAUAAGCGAAUCAAGUUCUAUUCAAAUUUCACCACAGACGGUUGUUGGUGUAUCGGAAGACGAACAUCAAUCGGUUGAAGACGAUCCUACAGUAUCCUUGGUCUGUCCUCGAGAUGAAAAAGUUUUUUCAUCAAUAGCUGGUGUUGAUAAUGGAACAAGCGAUCAGCCUUCCCAUCGACAACCUUUGUGUAUGUGCAUGUGUUGCUGUUUUACAAUGAAAUACGAUAUAUUCGAGGAUGAGCAACCAAUUCCAUUCUACACACAUUAUACAAGAAAAAUAAGAAAUUCCAAAUACAUUCUACUUGUAUUGGUUGCUCUGCUAGCAAUACCUGUCUCAUCUAUGUAUUUUGGUGUCAUCUAUAAAGAUUCUUGCCCGAUGUCUCGGUUUUCACCUGUGUUACAGAUUAUUAUGGGGAUUGUUGGUGUGAUUUUAAUUUUCGUUCGUCUUAUAACUAUAUCUAUUAGGAGAUUCGCUUGGAAUAUGAAAGAACCACCAAAAUUAAUACACAUAGCUUUAAUGUUUAUGUUGAUGGUUCUCUUGAAAAUAGAAAUGGUCUAUUUUCAUAUUCCAACACCUGUUUUUGAAAAUCCCAAAGAUCCUUCCUUCUGUGAAAAGACAUUUUAUGACUACGUGUACUAUAUGAAUAUCGCAGCUCUUGUUAUUGGAAUUCUGGCAUCUUUAGUUCAUAUUCCUCAAAAACCUCGUAUUGCCACGCAAACUCUUCCACAGUGACAUACUGAUGAUAAUUAAUUUUGUAUUUUACGAAAUUUUAUUGUACAUUACAUUGAAAUCUAGAAGAAGUUUUGGAAAUAGCUGAAAUUUUUUAGAUAAAUAUGUGUUCAAAUUGUUU